Messenger RNA from Sinocyclocheilus rhinocerous, 1047 nucleotides. RefSeq names its product heat shock protein 105 kDa-like. Gene Ontology annotation, molecular function: ATP-dependent protein folding chaperone; ATP binding. Gene Ontology annotation, biological process: protein folding. The record is from RefSeq and is a predicted model, not a curated record. Gene Ontology annotation, cellular component: nucleus; cytosol. NCBI's taxonomy places the organism in Eukaryota, Metazoa, Chordata, Actinopteri, Cypriniformes, Cyprinidae.
UAGCCUACUAAAAUUGUGUGCGCGCUCUCGAUUACCGACAGUGACCGGACAGACACGGACAGGCGGGUUUGUUUAUUUGUUUUUCUGACAUGAACGCACCGCUCGGCGUCCGGAGGAGAGUCCAGGAUGGCUGUCGUGGGCUUUGAUGUGGGAUCAUUUCAGAAUUGCUGUAUUGCUGUGGUCAAAAGAGGAGGAAUCGAGACCGUGUCCAAUGAAUUUACAGACAGAUGCACGCCGUAACUUUUAUCAUUUAAUGCAAAGAACAGGACCAUUGGUAAUGCUGCAAAAAGACAGGUGAUAACCAAUACUGCAAGCACAGUCUCUCAUUUUAAGAGACUACAUGGCAGAUUGUUUCAGGAUCAUUCUGUGCAAGCAGAGAAGGCUAGUUUACCAUAUGACCUGGUACCACUAAAUGAUGGGAAGGUUGGAGUCAAGGUCAUGUACCUCGACCAGGAGCACCAUUUCAGCAUCGAGCAGGUCACAGCUAUGUUGUUGACCAAAUUGAAAGACAUUGCAGAAGCUAAUCUGCAGAAGAAAGUGGUGAAGUGUGUCAUCGCUGUCCCCUCAUUCUUCACUGAUUCAGAAAGGAAGUCUGUGCUGGAUGCUGCCAAGAUUGCCGGCUUGAACUGCCUGAAGCUAAUGAAUGACAGCACUGCAGUGGCGUUAAACUAUGGAAUAUACAAGGAAGGUCUUCCAGGCUGUGAUGAGAAUCCAAAGAUUGUGGCAUUUGUGGACAUGGGCCACUCAGCUCUCCAGGUCUCUGUUUGUGCUUUCAACAAAGGUAAACUUAAGGUGCUGUCAACCGCCUUUGAUCCUUAUUUGGGAGGGAAAGACUUUGAUCAGAGGCUGGUGGAAUACUUCUGUGCUGAAUUUAAGUCCAAGUAUAAGAUGGAUGUAAAGUCCAAGGCUCGAGCUAUGUUACGACUGACACAAGAGUGUGAGAAACUCAAGAAACUGAUGAGCAGCAACUCCACAGACAUUCUCCUCAACAUUGAGUGCUUUAUAAGCGAUAAAGACGUAUGUGAGAAGAUGAACAGAUGCGUGUGA